Macadamia integrifolia is the source of this 1168-nucleotide messenger RNA. Its product is annotated as salutaridine reductase-like. The record is from RefSeq and is a predicted model, not a curated record. Gene Ontology annotation, molecular function: oxidoreductase activity, acting on the CH-OH group of donors, NAD or NADP as acceptor. Gene Ontology annotation, cellular component: membrane. NCBI's taxonomy places the organism in Eukaryota, Viridiplantae, Streptophyta, Magnoliopsida, Proteales, Proteaceae. Bases 137 to 1006 code for a protein of 289 amino acids. The transcript has 5 exons.
ACUUCACUUCUCUAGUCAAAUCUCUUCCAUUCCUUCAUAAUAUAAAUAGUAUGAAUUACUUACCUGCUGUACAUCAGUGAAUGUUUUAAUACAUAGAGUUCCCCGGAUCACUUAUUCUUCAUCAUCAUCAUCCAAAAUGUCUGCAACAAAGAAAUUGGCAGUUGUUACAGGAUCCAAUAAGGGGAUUGGAUUCGAGAUAUGUCGCCAGUUAGCCACUAUUGGCAUUACAGUGGUAUUGACAGCUAGAGAUGAGAAGAGGGGUGUUGAAGCUGUGGAGAAGCUCAAAGGGUCUGGACUCUCUCAUGUGGUUUUUCAUCAGCUUGAUGUGAUGGACCCUGCUAGUAUUGCUUCCCUGGCUGACUUCAUCAAAACCCAGUUUGGAAAGCUUGAUAUCUUGGUGAACAAUGCAGGAAUUACUGGAUUUAUAUUAGAUGAUGAUGCUCAAAGGGCCCUGCAGGCAGUAGAUGGUCCUAAUGAAGUUCGGAUAUCCAAAUUCAAUGAAGUAGCAAGACAGACCCAUGAAACAGCCGAAGAAUGUGUGCAAACAAACUACUAUGGUACCAAAAGAGUGACUGAAGCACUUCUUCCCCUCCUUCAGCUAUCUGAUUCGCCAAGAAUUGUUAAUGUUUCAUCAAGUGCAGGGAAGCUACGGAAUGUCACCGACGCAUGGGCCAAAGAAGUGCUAAGUGAUGAGGAUGGCCUCACAGAAGAAAGAGUGGACGAUGUGUUGAACAAGUUUCUAAAGGAUUUCAAGGAAACCCAGGGCUGGCCUGCCUACACAAUGUCCAAAGCAGCCAUGAAUGCCUACACAAGGAUUCUGGCAAGGAAGUUCCCCAAAUUUCGCAUAAAUUGUAUCUGCCCUGGUUAUGUUAAAACUGACAUAAACUACAACACUGGGAUGUAUACUGUUGAAGAAGGUGCAGCAGGUCCUGUGAAGUUGGCUUUGUUGCUUGAUGAUGGCCCUUCUGGCUUUUUCUUUUUUCAGAAGGAAGUAUCAACCUUUUAAUCGUGCAUGGCCGUAGUUCAUCUUUUUGAGAGGGAAAGAGCUGGAGUUAUCUUGUCAUCCUCGUAUAUCUCUUUGUUUCUUCUCUGUAUUGAGCAUCUUUCAGAAGCUUUUUCUUUUUCUUUCUAAUGUAUGUAACUAAAUAAAGGGUUGAUUUCAUGGGUU